GAAAGCACGAAAUCUUCAAUCGUACCUCGGAAAAACUGCAGGGAAAGCGGCGGAUGUUGAUCCUAAAGCAUGUCGAUUUUGGGACCGGAGCGAGAUAGCUAAUGGAGACGCAGGUGAGCGCGAGACCGUGUACGGAAGUCCUGCCGUUCUGCGCAGGGCAUUUUGAGGCAGCGAAAUUGACAGAUCAGAUGUCUUGCCUCUGUGCAGUUCAAUGCCCACUAACCAGCCCGCCUCCAUUGCUCUCCAGUACUUGCCCAGCGACCUUGCAAGCAUGAUCGUCGGGCCCUAUUCGCGGAAGGAUCAGGGAAGGGCAACACAAUCCGCAAUAUGCCAUGUCUGCUCAUUUGGGCCUUCCUACCACGCGGCACAAACGUCCAUCGCUUUUCUCUACCUGCGUCACUGUCUCCCACACUCAAGUUGACCCGCC
Molecule: messenger RNA, 427 nt
Organism: Mycena citricolor
Lineage: Eukaryota; Fungi; Basidiomycota; Agaricomycetes; Agaricales; Mycenaceae
Source: the annotation of a GenBank genome assembly